Molecule: messenger RNA, 1044 nt
Organism: Thyridium curvatum
Lineage: Eukaryota; Fungi; Ascomycota; Sordariomycetes; Thyridiales; Thyridiaceae
Exons: 4
Coding region: 1-1044 (347 amino acids)
Cellular component (GO): membrane
Source: RefSeq, a predicted model, not a curated record
AUGGGUUCAGGAGAUGGACAACCAGUGCCUGGCAGCCUCUACUUCUAUGGCCCGAACAAAGGUGCAGCAAUCUUCUUCACCGUCGCGUGGGCAGCCACUGCACUGUGGCAUCUGUACCAAUGCAUCAAGUUCAAGGCCUUCAAAGUGACAGGCCUCUACCCGUUCACCUGCCUCCUCUUUGUCGUCGGCUUCGCGCUGCGGAGCUAUGAGGCAUUCGACUACGGCAACGUCAACAUCUUCAUUGCGAGCAAUACACUCAUCUACAUGGCUCCUCCACUCGUGGAGCUAGCAAACUACCACAUCCUCGGGCGCAUCCUCUACUUCGUGCCGUACUUUGCACCGAUGCACCCCGGCCGGACACUCACAACUUUUGGCACAAUCUCGGCCCUCGUCGAGGUCCUCAACGCAGUGGGCGUGGCGUGGAUGGUCAACCCCAACAUCGAAGAUGACAUCAAGGAGGUCGGCGAGGCCCUGCUCAAGGCGUCGCUGAUCAUUCAGAUCGCCGUCAUCGUCUUCUUCGUCUCCCUCGUCGCCGUCUUCCAGCGCCGCUGCGCCAAGCAGGGCGGCCGCGACCACGCGCGCCGCAUCCGCCCGCCCAUUGCCACGCUGUACCUGUCGAGCGCCCUCGUCAUGGUCCGCUGCAUCUACCGCACGGUCGAGUACUUUGGCGAGAACACGCAGCGCAGGCCCGGCAUGGACCCCAUGUCGCUGAGCCCCGUCGUGCGCUACGAGUGGUUCUUCUACGUCUUCGAGGGCGCCGUCAUGCUCGCCAACGCGUGCAUGUGGAACCUGCGGCACCCGCGCCUCUACCUGCCGCAGGACCACCGCGUCUACCUCGCGCAGGACGGCCGCACGGAGCUCGUCGGCGACGGGUACAAGGACAACCGCCACUUCCUCAUCACGCUGCUCGACCCCUUCGGCUGGCUGCUCAAGGACGGCUCGGCCAAGCAGACGCCCUUCUGGGAGACCAACGGCUUCGGCAAGGACGGGCGCAACGCGUCCGAGAGCACAGACGCGGGCGCCAGAGGUCCGGCAGCGGUCUGA